UUGCGAAUAAUUGAAAGAUACUUAUGCAGCCAAUGUUGCUAACCUGUAUAUAUCGUCUUAACCAAAUAUUUUACAAAUCCAAGGAAGGUAACAAUCCAAUAACAAUCACAUACCUUGAACAAUUUCAUCGAUAGGUCAGUUAAAUAUUUUCCAGUGUUGCAAUUAAACAAACACAAAACAGCAAACGAUGAGACAUCCCUUUUUCCUGGCACGCACUGUGCUCGUGCGCAACAACGACGUCGACUCUGCUUGCAAAGUACUCAACCGGAUCCUCGGCAAGGAAGGCAUUCUUGAUCAGUUCAGAAGAACGCGUUAUUAUGAGAAACCUUUUCAAUUUCGGCGGCGCAUCAACUACGAACGCUGCAAGGCAAUCUACAAUGAAGAUAUGGACCGCAAAAUUCAAUUUGUGCUCCGAAAGAACCGCACGGAUCCUUACCCCGGCUGUUUGUAGACCAUUUGUCCAAACACAAAAAGAUCCACCAGUUUUAUGUCUUUACUGAUUAAUAGUAAUUGUGUUAUAUAGGAAUUAAUAGUUA
Messenger RNA from Dalotia coriaria, 536 nucleotides. It is a transcript of the gene mRpS21, whose product is annotated as mitochondrial ribosomal protein S21. The transcript has 2 exons. Gene Ontology annotation, cellular component: ribosome. The record is from RefSeq and is a predicted model, not a curated record. The coding region runs from base 188 to 451 and encodes 87 amino acids. Gene Ontology annotation, biological process: translation. Lineage: Eukaryota; Metazoa; Arthropoda; Insecta; Coleoptera; Staphylinidae. Gene Ontology annotation, molecular function: structural constituent of ribosome.